AAAUAGGACACGUCGUUGAUAUCUUGGCUCCAUAAAUCUCGCGCGUGACAUUGUCAAUAAAAAUUGUCGUUGCGCGAGCGUAACAUUCUCGCGAUCACAUACAGGCGUCAAAUAUGUCGAUACUUCGAUAUUCUCGCUUGGAUAUGCAUUUUGCGCGUCUCGAUUGUUUAUAUAGGACAAGGUAUUUUAAAUACGUUACACGAUGACACACAAUGUAAAAUUACUGGUUUAAGAAUCUAUCUCUUUCUCAAUAUGACAAUCAUCGGGACGCAGACCGACAGUGAUAGAAGACUGCUGGAUUUUGAAAAUUACGAGGAAUAUUUAGACUCGCUGGUGAGUCCGGUAGACAUCUACUAUGUUCGAAGCAGUAAAACCGCGCGGCAAUUGGCCGAGCUCGGUUACCGCUGUACCGGCGAGAUUCUAAGCGAAAGGAGCUUUUAUCGUCGCUUACGAAUCGUGAAAAAUCUGCUGUUUCCCGUUCAUCGGCCUUACGUACUCACUUGCGAAUAUAUAACGCCCGCCGGUAGGUUAAUGGAAGAACUUAGUCUACGCGAGCGAUCCAACAGAUUGGGUUAUUUGUCAACUAUCGUGUUCGUCCGUCACUUUGCAACGAAACUGCGACAAUUCGAGGAAUCGGCGUACAUUGAUUUCGGCGACCGACUCAAGUCGGAAAAUUGGUUGCCGUAUUAUCGCGGCGAGAAAAAAUUGUCGCCGUUCAAACGAGAUCUCGCGUAUUAUCACUGGAGAACGGGAAGGACGUCCUUGAAUGAAACCCGCAAUUACGUACCGAUUGUAGAUCCCAAACAUGGCUUGGUGUUUAAAAAUAUUCACGACAGACAGGUAAUCACUGUUGAUUCGACUGCCGCAUCACCCGGUGUAGACACAACGAGAGUACGGAUACAUUGCCCAUUUUACGAGCAUGUGAUAUUAUACGAUCAUGUGAUCAGAAGCAAAAUCAUCCUUGAAAAUUAGAGGCGUCAAUAGCAUUCGGUUUUAUUGUGCUGAU
Formica exsecta is the source of this 1006-nucleotide messenger RNA. Its product is annotated as cilia- and flagella-associated protein 299-like. The transcript has a single exon. NCBI's taxonomy places the organism in Eukaryota, Metazoa, Arthropoda, Insecta, Hymenoptera, Formicidae. The record is from RefSeq and is a predicted model, not a curated record. Bases 253 to 972 code for a protein of 239 amino acids.